AUGGAGUUAAAAAAAUCGUUCCGAAAAAGGUUUGCAAAUAUGCAAAUCAAGGCCAAGCAGAGCACAGACUUUUUGAACCUAAAGUCGGGGCUUCUUACUCCAAAUACCCCUGUGGAUCCAACUGGCCAGGACUUCUUUUCCUUCCCUCCCGAAAGUAACAGCGCCGUUACCUCGCUGGACCGACGAAAGUCUAGAACCAGCUCGGUCUCUUCUUCUGCCAACGAGCGGCAGUCCCGCCUGAGCCACCCAAGCUCCUACGAAGCUCUGUCUGCUCGAGUUUCCUCGCAGCAGGCUCCAAAACUCAGUUCCAGCGAUCGCUCGAGCGGUGUCGACUCGUCGCUCAAGAGCGGCAAAAAUGACGUCUUCAUCACCGAGCAGAGCUCUAGCGAAUUCGAUGACGAAGUCGCCGAUGAGAUGGCUGAGAAAAUUCUGUCCGUUGUCUCAAGCAGGCGAGCAUCAAACAGUUGGUGUCUUAGUUGA
Wickerhamiella sorbophila is the source of this 480-nucleotide messenger RNA. RefSeq lists its product as hypothetical. The transcript has a single exon. The record is from RefSeq and is a predicted model, not a curated record. The coding region runs from base 1 to 480 and encodes 159 amino acids. NCBI's taxonomy places the organism in Eukaryota, Fungi, Ascomycota, Dipodascomycetes, Dipodascales, Trichomonascaceae.